CAGAGCUAAUUAUGCUCUAAAUCACGUGAGUGAUAAGUACAAUAAGAAUAUCCAAUUAUUACACUAUAUAUGGGUGUGUAUCUUUGUAAAUAUGUAGUAUACAGUCUGCCAAAUACAUCCGUCUGAUCUAGUUAUUUUUCUCAAUUCAGUAAUCUGCUUUGUGCACUGCAUUCAAGACUUACAUCAAUUAUUGUGCAAGAAUAAAGCCCGUUUGCUUUGCCACAAGAAUGUCUGCUUACAUAACACUCUUGCAUUGUAUCACAGCUGCCUGCUCUGCAAAGACCACAAUCUACAAUCAGGGAUCACUUAGUGCAAUGUAUUUACAAUUACAAUUAUUUGUAAAGCACCCACAUAUUCCGCAGAGCAAUAGACAAACAAAGUAGACCUUAAAUUAAAAAAAACAUGAUUAACAUUCUGGAGCAGUGGGAGAAGAUGGCAAUGCCCAAAUAAGCUGGUAUAUUUGAUAACGGCUAUGUAAAUCAUAUAUAUAUCUGUCUUUGCAUGCAGGGAUCCUGCCGCAAUGUGUUGCUUACUCUUUGACCCAUGACAAGUUAAAACAAGUGUGUUUGUUGAUGUAUACACAGGAAAACCCACAUAGCACCCACAGUCUCUGCAGCUGUGGGCAGGAAGUGAUUGUAUUAGAGAAACCUGCAAACUUCAGUCAGAAAUAGAGAGACAACUAAAAACGAGGCAGCGAGCAAGAGAGAGAUGGAAAACAGCCCGAGAGAAAGGGAUAGGAAGAAGGAAACAAACUGAGAUGGUGAGGACAGUGUGAGACAGGUAUAGGAGAGAGACAGUCUGUAAGGGGUAAGGAGUGACAGACAGGCUGAGGGAAAGUGAGUGCGUGAAAGAAAAAACAGUGAGAGUGACAUGAAGAAGAAAACUGGUGGAAGAGAGUAUGAGGCAGGAAGGAAGGAUUAGAGAGGGGUGAAUGAGAAUACAGUAAGAAAAUAAUAAAACAGGACUCAGAGAACAGUAGAGAGAGUGAAAGCUCGAGAAGUGGAAACAGGGAGUGUUAGCCUGAGAAGGUUAGAGAAAGACAGCCUAAGAGUAAGAACCAGAAUGGAAGACUGUCACAAAUAAGAUGAAAAAAGCCUUGAAGUGACACAUAGACAGUCAGACGGUAUGGACUGGGAGAGGGAAUGUAACAAACUUUAGAGACAUAUUGAAGGUGGUAGAUAAAAAAAAGAGAGGACGAGGUAUCUGGAGGGACAGAUGACAAGCAGGUAAGGAGGCUACGGAACAGAGAGUGAGAUAGAUAACAUUCAUGGGAGGAAGAAAGCAAAGAGAAGAGACUAUAAGAUAGAGGAAGAGAGGAAGAAAAGAGGAAGAGACAGUGAGCGGAAGCAGAGGCGGUGAGGGGAAGUGACAGCUUAGACACAAAGAGAGAGACUGCUCCCGUCCAGACGUAUAGUAAGUGAGGUGAGAAAAGAGCACCUGUACGGAGCAGUCCACUGACAGAGGGAGACUGCUGCCUGUCAUCAAGAGACACAGUGACUGUCAGUCACUGACACACAGCUAUCUGCCCCGCAGGAGCCUGGCCAGCACUGUAAAGGGAUCACUGGCCACAGAAUAACAUCUUUAUUAGGUGAGUAACGAGGACCUCUCCCGGCCAUGUGUACUGCUAUGUGUCUCCGUGACAUUUACAGCUAUCUGCCACUACAACAUAUACAGCUAUCUAGCUUCAUAAGAAAUACUGUGAUAGUGACCUCCACAGCUAUCUGUCACUGUAACAUACACAGAUAUCUGUCAGCACUGCCGAAUAUGUUGGCGCUAUAUAAAUCAUUGUAAUUCUAACGUACACAGUUAUUGACCAUCAUGAUUGACCGUUUUCUUUCCAGGUGACACACGCAGCUGUCAUUGACGCACACACUGUUAUCUGCUGUAGUUUUGUACCUCUGUGACAUUGAUACACAUUGUCUAUUUAUAACUAUAAUGUACAGCUUUCAGUUCUUGUUAUAUGACACAUAUAGAAAUUUGUAAGUGUGACUCACAGUUAAAGUAAGUAGAUAUUUUUGUGAUACCCACAGUUCCUACUGUCCCCCACUGCUUGGGCCUUUGAAUGUUUGCCCACCAUUAUCUGUCUUUUGAUAUAUAUGUGAAUGGCGCACUGUCUGAUCGUUAAUGAACUAUAUAUAGUCAAAGGCCCUGCUUGAUCACAGGUUGUGAUAUCCGGUAACUCUGGUAUAUAGAUUUUCCUUUGCUCAGGGAUGGCGUGACUAAAUUCAUUACAUAAAUUUUUUUCUUAUAAUGUCUUAUCCAAGAGUUAAUGUGUGUGUGUGUGUUUUAAUUUGUGUAGGUUUUAAUGAUUUUUUUUGUGUAACGGUUACCUCACUUACAGGUAACUCAGGUUGUGUUUGGAUUAGAGGAAGGGGUUCUCACUUGAUAUUGUUCUGCGAGGGCCCCCUACCAUCUGGGACCCAUUCCUCAGUUAAACCAUUAACCUUCCUCUGUAAUCAGGACGGGGGGAAACCCUACCAACCACACCCCUCUCUUUACUUCCUUCAUACUGGUACAACAAAGGCCUUAUCUUUGCAGAAAAUUCUUAUGUAUUUCUUCAUAAAUUUAACAACUUGACAGGAAUGAGCAGAUUUCCGCACCCAGUGGAAGUCGGACACAGUAGAUAUUUUGGUUGGAACAGAGUUGCCUGUUGAAAGCUGUACCUCAUAGCAUUGACCCCGAAUAUGCCUAAUUCUUCCUAAAGAAAACAUCGUCUGGAGGUACCUAACGAGAAAGUAAUAAAACGGCAUUUACCAUAUCCUCAAACCUGUCAAAAUAGCAUAGGGGGGCUGUGAAUUCAGCAAAUAUUCUGCAGGAGAUCUUCAUGACAUCCAGAAAGAAAUUAAAUCUAAGUUGGUAUUUUUUUGUCAUUGUAGUUAAAGGGAUAUAACUUUCCAUAACACAUAUUUUAGCUGUGUUUAAAUAUUCAGUAUUAACAACCAGGGGAAUCUCUGCUCUAAAAUGAUUGGCUUUCAUUUUGUUGGGCAGUACGUUGAAAGAAAAUGUCCCCCAAAAACACAACACAUUAUGCAUUCUAUCUUCUAAGAAAUGAAUAAAAAAAAUGUCUGUUUCCCACUGUUUCCCCUUUUAGAUUGGCUGUGGAAUGGAAAGUGUUAAAAUUUGCAAAGCAGUCAGUGACCACCAGAAUUCUCACACAGCGGAGUGGACAUGCUGGUUAUUUCAAUGGUUCAGUAAAUCCGAUCUAAGCGGGGAAGUGGUGUUAAAUUUACACUCAGGCAUCCAGCACUUGGUGUGAUUUUAGCAAAUACAUCUUACUGUCUGGUUUCUCAGCUUAGAACACAGUAUAAAGUCAAUAUGAAUUAAAACAUACUUAAAGCAGAGUCUGGAGAGGUGGAAGGGUCACUUAUUUAUAUAAUUAUAUAAAUCACUCAAAUCAUCAUUAUUACUGGGAUAAAAUUCUAUAUAAACUGGAAUGGUAGGAUAAGAUGUCAUACGAUGUUGUAAGAUAAGAUAAGAUAAUAUAAGAUAUAUUAUCACAUGUUGCUGAAACUUUGGGCUUAAUCUAUUCAAACGAUCCAUUAAACGAUGCAAAAAGUGGUAUAUGAAUACAUAUGCAAUUCAAUGUAUACAUGCACUUGUAUAAAGAAAUACACUAAUAUUCGUCUAUUUUAAAAUUGUGAUUGUCAGGUUCUGACCUUCCGUCUGAGGGGGAAAAAAGAAAAAGACGCAUAGACAAACAAGCAGAAAGAAGAAGCGAGACCGGGAGAACGAGAAAUAGAUAUAUAUGUAGAGAAGAGGGAAAAGGAGCGAAAAGGUGCGUUUUAAUGAUGAGUGCGCAAGGAGAGUCAUCAGUGACAUUUCUAGAAAAUCAGACGACGUCAGAAAGAGGAGAAGGUGACCCUUCUACCGAGGUGAGUACAAGGAGACCACUUUAUUAUACAUGAUAAUAAUAAUAAUGCCAAAGCACCGGAUACAGUAUGUAAAGGGAAUAAACGUUAGUUUGAUGGGUAGAAAGACAAUGAUACAAUAGGUUGUAUGCAGCUAACAACCUACAAGAGGUAGAUUUUCAAAUGUUGUUUAACUACAACUCCCAUGAUGCUUUGCGAGCCAUUAGAAUGGCAAUACAUCACGGAAAUUGUAGUUCUAAACAUUCUAAUCCUACUUCUGGGCAAUCAAUAAGGACAAUCUCCCUUUUGGGCAAUCCGGAUCUUUAGCAGAGAAUCUACAUUGUGACAGAUUUGCCAGUCUGUACGGGUACCUGUAUCUCUAAGGACUAGCACACUCCUGGGUAUAAUAUUUACUAUAUAUUAUCAUCAAAUCAGGGUUACUUGUUUGGGAAAAAUGGUGUAAAAUGAGGAAGUACAAAUCCCUGUUCUAACUAACCUUUGGAACUUGAGCUGCUGAGGGCUACGCUACCCAAUAUGUUAAACAAAAGCAAAAAUAAAAAGGGGUUUAUAACAGCAGCAAACCAUCACCACAAUGCUCUGAUCAGCUGUCCCUUUCACAAACUUCCUCUUCAGACGUUUCCAGAAGAAGAGUCUGUUUUCCAGGAUGAUGGUAACGUUUCUCAAGAUGACCAGGAAGAGAGACCACGAGUCUGGAGAUCUGCUCCCCCCUCACCUGUCAGGGAGAGAAGAGGUAACAAGAAAAUUCUUUAUUUUCCAAUUCGUAUUUCCAGGUUGCGUUGCGUGCCCAGGUCGCAUUCUGAUCCCAUUUUGCCUGAAGAUCUUGUAUAUUGACCUUAAUCUUACUUCUAAUACCAGCAAUGAUACAUUAUUAUGUUUUUGACUGUUAUAUAAUUUCAAAGUAGCAUGUGAACUUAUCUUUUGAGUCUGUAUGGCAGAUUGUGGCCCAAUCUUCUGUAUUGAAUUGUUUCUGCUGACACAUUACUCUUUUAAUAUUAGCCUUGGUUCUCUCUGAUUUCACAACUUCAAUUCUGAUUCUUUAAAAUGUACGGCAAUAGUCAUGUGACAAGAGUUGCCUGCAUUUGGACUGGUGGUUGAACCAAAAUGAUUUAUGUUAUCGCUAUUCCUACUCCAACCAGUAUCUUGGUCUAAGAGUUCCUCAGGUCAUUGCUGAACUCUCAUUCAGAAUUAAAUGAAUCAAUUGUCAUCUUGUAACAAGCCACAAUGAACCUCAAUUCUACCCUAAACAGUCGCUAGAACAGUAACCCAGAAUGCAUCUCUAUUUCAGAUUUGGACAAGUGAUGGGAUCUGAAUGCUCUCAUUGACUAUAAAGGACACUGUAGGCAGCCAGCCACUUUCUCUCAAUGAAGUGGUGUGAGUAAAGUGGCCCUGUCGGUUUAGUCCUCCAUGUUAAACAUUGAGGUUUUUCAGAUACGGCAAUGUAUACAUUGCACGACUAAACACACCUGUAGUGGCUGUCAUCCUGGUGCUUCCUCUUCUGGUGAACCUGCCAUACUUGGUUCUUCAUUCAAUGCUUCUCACAAAGAGCAUUUGAUUGGAGGAGAGUUGCGAAGCCUUGCAGGCACUUCUUGUCCACAAUGCAUCUCUGUAAGAAGAAGAUAUCAGUAAUAGUGAUAAGGUAAAGUCUCCGUGGCAGUGUCUCCGUGCUGGAUCAAGGUACGUAAAGAAUAUUAAAGGGAGAUUCCAGGCACAAAAACAACUGCAUGUAAUUGAACAACUUCAUCUAAACAGCUUCAUCUAAACCCCUAAGUUGCCUCUAGCUCUGGUCUCCACUCCUCUUCUGGCAGCUUUUGAAUUUUGAGAUUCAGGAAGCAGAGAGUGCCACUGGGCAGGGGUGCCACUGAUUGGUUGACAGUGGUCAGCUGAUGCUCUGAGGCAAAAAGUGACUCCCCAUUCACUAAACUUCUUUGCAAGCCAUUUUAGUGAAUUGGGAGUCGCUGAGCGCUCUCAACCAAUCAGUGGCGCCCCUGCCUGAGGGCAAUCCGCGCUUCCCGAAUCUCAGAAUUCAGAAGCUGGAAACCAUCAACAGAGGAGUGGAGACCAGUGCUUGAGGCAACUUAGGGGUUAAACCAUUUCAGAAUAGUUUAAAUCCUUGAAGCAAGAGUGCACCCAGGGGCCUCGUGGCAAGUUAUUCGGGUGCCUGGAGUGUCCCUUUAAGCUUGCAGUUGUUGACAAAAACUGGAUGAACAAAGGAACUUAUAUAUGAUUUCCAGGACUAUAGGCUCCUGUUAACCUUAGUCAUACUGGUGCUAUCUGCUUGUCCCAUAUGCCAAGUGUCCCAAGAAUUAUGUGUACAAGGAAAUGUACAUGUACAAUGAUAAAUCGCAGCUGGAGGUCUACUGGUUGGGGGGGAGCCAACGUCACUGCUGUACUCUUGCGCAUGUGGGAGACUACAGCAUUGAGGUCUCAGGAAGAUCCCAUGAGACCGCAGGAUCCUCCAUAGAUAGAUCCAAUUUCUCUGCAGCUGUCAAUGUUUCUCGCUUUUAUUAUCUAUCCUUACAUAGGACAGUUGCCCGUGUGUUUUGUUUAAAACUAUUUCUUCUUUUGCAUGCAGGUAUCUCCUCCUCUCUCCUUUCCCUCCAUACUGAAGAGUUCCUUGAACUCCUCUCAACUGCUCAGACACGGCGCCUAGAAGAACAGAGAGCAGAGUUACCCCCUCUGCGCCCGCGACACACCCGCCACUUCUCUUUCCCCAGCUACCGCCAGCUCUCCCUGCCCAGUGAUGAUAAAGGGAUUCUCUCAGAGCUACAACACCGAAGGGGCAGCUCUUGGGCUAUAAGAAGUCAGAAAAAGAAACCGCCAACAAUAAAGAUCCCAGCCCAGGAGAAGUUAUAUAAUACCAUUCUAGACCACCAGGUAAGAAAUGAUAAAGAACUGAUUGAACAAUAUAUGGUCCUCUUGUAUGAUAUUUUAUCUGAUAUUUAGAUCAUGGUUUCACAUGUAAUCAAUAUGAAUUAUUUCCUGUAAUUUAAAUGAUGAGGUAUGGGAUCAAUUCUUUGACUGCCUUCCAUUGACAUGACGCAUGGUGGCACAGGAGAAGGGUUCUUAUUAUUCAAUUCUAAUUCUUUCUGUGCAUGUAGCUUUGAGUGCUAGCACACCCUGCACUCCUGGGGAGAGGCAUUGAGGUCCCUCUAGUAUCUCUGCCAAGCCUGGCUGCUAGAUUAUUUAGUGAGCUAGGCAGGGACAUGGGUAUAACAUGAUCUGGGCCAAGGCCGUUGUUAUCCCGGCUUAGAGGUUAAAAUCUCCCCCGUCCUCACUCUGAAUAAAUGAACAGCUGGGAGCUGGGGCUGCUUCCUUCACAAGAGCUGAGAUCAGGCUGGCAGCUGAUAUGCUAUUGUGUGUUUCUUUCGGGCUGACUGGUUUUAUCCUUCCAGCAUUGUUGGUAGCAGAGGGGUGUAAUAAUAUGCAAGAUGUGGCCUGUUUGUGUAUAACAGAAGUUGGCUCUGUGCAAUGGAGACGAUUGUGUAAACCUUCACCUCAUUUUAAUGAUGAUACAUAUGCUAAUAUUUAAAUUACUUCUUUGGUUUUCCUUUAUAAAAUACAUAUGUGGGUACAGAAAAGCACUAGACACACAGACACAUAAAUAGAUAGACAUAUAGAUAGAUAGAUAGAUAGACAGACAGACAGAUAGAUAGAUAGACAGACAGGUAGAUAUAUAGACAGACAGACAGACAGACAGAUAGAUAGAUAGAUAGAUAGAUAGACAGACACAUAGUGAUAGAUAGAUAGAUAGAUAGACAGAUAGACAGAUAGAUAGAUAGAAGAUAGAUUGACAGACAGACAGACAGACAGACAGAGAGAUAGAUAGAUAGAUAGAUAGAUAGACACAUAGAUUGACUAAACUUGACCAAAACUGAAAUUCUGGUCUUUCCUCCCUCAAGUGUUGUUACUCCUGUGUCUGUCUGCCUCCAAGUCAACAGUGCUACCAUCAGCUCCAUCACGCAGGCUCGCUGCCUAGGUGUUCUCCGACCUCUCCUUCAAGCCUCAUGUUCAAUCUAUCGCCAAAUCCUGUCAUUUCCAUCUCAAAAACAAUGCGCUCAUCUGCCCCUACUUAACGCCAGAUGCGACUAAGGUGUUGGUCCAUUCCACUGUCCUCUCUCGGCUUGACUCCUGUAAUCCGCUUCUUAGUGGUCUUACGUGCUCCCAACUUGCGCCGUUACAGUCCAUAAUGAAUGCGGCGGCGAGGCUCAUCUUCCUGUCCGCCCGCACCUCCCAUGCCUCACCCUUCUGUAAGUCCCUACAUUAGCUUCCUAUAAAAUAUAGAGCUCAAUGUAAAAUUCUGGUUCUUGCUUUCAAAUCUCUAUAUAAUGCUGCUCCCACCUAUCUAUCUAUUUGACGGCGCUCUAUAAAUAUCAUAAUAAUGAUAGACAGAUAGAUAGAUAGACAGAUAGCUAGAUACAUAGACAGACAGAUAGAUAGACAGACAGACAGAUAGAUAGCUAGAUAGAUAGCUAGAUAGAUAGACAGACACAUAGUGAUAGAUAGACAGACAGAUAGAUAGAUAGAUAGACACAUAGAUAGAUAGAUAGACAGAUAGACACAUAGAUAGAGAGAGAGAGAGAGACAGACAGACAUAUAUAGAGAUAGAUAGAUAGAUAGACAGACACAUAGAGAUAGAUAGAUAAAUAGAUAGACCGAUAGAUAGAUAGAUAGAUAGAUAGAUAGACAGACACAUAGAGAUAGAUAGAUAGACAGACAGACACAUAGAUAGAUAGAUAGACACAUAGAUAGACAGAUAGAUAGAUAGACAGACAGAUACAUAGAUAAACACACAGACAUACACAUAGAUGCCAGACAGACACACAGACACAUAGACAGAAAGACAGAUAGACAAACAGACAGUCAGAUAGGUCGAUAGAUAGAUAAAAAAAAUUAAUUUAUGUAGUGCCAGCACAUUCCACAGCACUGCACAAUAGUAGGACCAACAAAUAAGUAGUAAGUAGUUGCAACAAGACGAGUUGGACGUGCAGGAUAUCUAGAUAGACAGACAGAUAGAUAGACAAGAUGUAUUUAUUAUUAUAAUAAAUACACCAGUCGUGCUAUGCAGACUUAGAAAUGGCAAAUUACAAAUUCAGAGAUCUGCAUUUAUUAAAUAAAGCACUAAUGCAAGAAGUUAACUACACUGAACAAAGUUAUAAACGCAACAUUUUUGUUUUUGCCCCUGUUUUUCAUGAGCUGAACUCAUGUACACAAAAGGCCUGUUUCUCUCAAAUAUUGUUCACAAAUCUGUCUAAAUCUGUGUUAGUGAGCACUUCUCCUUUGCCAAGAUAAUCCCCCCACCUCACAGCUGUGGCAAAUCGAAAUGCUGAUUAGACAGCAUGAUUAUUGCACAGGUGUGCCUUAGGCUGGCCACAAUAAUAGGCCACUCUAAAAUGUGCAGUUUUACUGUAUCAGCAGGGUCCGGGGGGGUCCACUCCUCUUCAAUGGCUGUGCGAAGUUGCUGGAUAUCGGCAGGACCUGGAAGACGCUGUCAUAUGCAAGAACUGGGAUGUUUUCAGCUUCCAGGAAUUGUGUACAGAUCCUUGCAACAUGGGGCUGUGCAUUAUCAUGCUGCAACAUGAGGUCGUAGAUGAAUGGCACAACAAUGGGCCUCAGGAUCUCGUCACGGUAUCUUUGUGCAUUCAAAAUGCCAUAAAUAAAAUGCACCUGUGUUCGUUGUCCAUAAAAUACGCCUGCCCAUACCAUAACCCCACCGCCACCAUGGGCCACUCGAUCCACAACGUUGACAUUAGCAAACCGCUCACCCACACAACGCCAUACACGCUGUCUGCCAUCUGCCCUGUACAGUGAAAACUGGGAUUCAUCCGUGAAGAGAACACCUCUCCAAAGUGCCAAACACCAUCGAAUGUGAGCAUUUGCCCACUCAAGUCGGUUACGACGCCGAACUGCAGUCAGGUCGAGACCCCGAUGAGGAUGACAAGCAUGCAGAUGAGCUUCCCUGAGACGGUUUCUGACAGUUUGUGCAGAAAUUCUUUGUUUAAGCAAACCGAUUGUUGCAGCAGCUGUCCGGGUGGCUGGUCUCAGACGAAGAUGAAGAUGCUGGAUGUGGAGGUCCAGGGCUGGUGUGGUUACACGUGGUCUGCGGUUGUGAGGCCGGUUGGAUGUACCGACAAAUUCUCUGAAACGCCUUUGGAGACGGCUUAUGGUAGAGAAAUGAACAGCUCUUCUUGUCAUUCCUGCAGUCAUCAUGCCAAUUGCACCCUCCAUCAAAACUUGCGACAUCAGUGGCAUUGUGCCGGGUAAUAAAACUGCACAUUUUAGAGUGGCAUUUUAAUGUGGCUAGCCUAAGGCACACCUUUUCAAUAAUCAUGUUUGAUAUGCCACACCUGUGAGGUGGAUGGAUUAUCUCAGCAAAGGAGAAGUGCUCACUAACACGGAUUUAGACAGAUUUGUGAACAAUUUUUGAGAAAAAUAGGCCUUUUGCGUACAUAGAAAAAGUCUUUGAGUUCAGCUCAUGAAAAAUGGGGGCUAAAACAAAAGUGUUGUGUUUAUAAUUUUUGUUCAGUGUAAAUAAAAAUCAACAAAGUUAAGUAUCAAUAGCUCACUUAGGACAGCGAUAUACAGUGUGUCCCUACAGGAAUUAUUGUGCUAACAGAUCCAGGUGCGCUAUUGUUUAUAACAAAGCAGUGAGAUAUGAACGGCAUUUGUUUUGUAAGCACAAUGUAAACACACGCUAACUAUAAAGGAAAUAAAAGUGGAGUUACAUUUUAACAACACUGCAACACUGUUUGAGCUCUCUACAUUCUUCGAUCUAAAGCUCAAUAGGUAACCGAAAACGAUAACUUCCGUUUAAGUUUUUUUUUCUCUGCUUGUUUUGGCCAUUAACUUCCUACAGUGAGAUUCCACUUGGUUUUAUUUGUUGCAGGCUCAGAGGAUGGAAGACCAGCGCUGUUCACCACCUCUUCCAUCGUCUGCUGCAGAUUUAUUUGAGAUCCUCUUCCGUGUCCAGGGAAAUCGCAUGGAUGAGCAAAGAGUGGAGUUUCCUUCCCCACUGGAGAACGCUUGCUCAUAAAGCAAGACUGGCCAAGCAUUUAUCUUUUUUCUCUCUUCUAAUGUUUGUGAAUGCAUCAUUUAUGGAGUUCCAAUUCUCCAACUUGCAAACUAUGGGGACCCAUAAUGAUUAAAGAACUCACUAUAUUUAGCUUUUUCCUAACCCACCAUUUUCCAAGGUGGAGAGAGAUAUGAAAUGGACAACAUUCAAUAAACCAAGCAUGGAAAUAGAAGGAGAAAAAAAACUUUUCUUCUAACACUGGAGACCCUCAAAUGUCAUAAACAAUGAAAUUAAGGAUGUUUUGUUAAAUUUUCUAGCUUGUGUUAGCUAAAACCAAUGAAAUAAGGCAAAACAGUGGUUUUGUCUUUUCUCAACUUCCACUUCCUGUCAGAGCAUCAAGGCUCAUCCAUAGAGACAAAGUAGGUAGAUUCUUAUAGAGACAAGUUAUUGUGGGACCAAAGUCAAGGCCAGUCCUGUGUACACCAUUUUUAAUGAGAGCCAUGGAGUGUGCAAUAAGGAAUGGCUAUGGGGAGGGGGGUGUUCCAAGGGGGGAAGGGGUGGUGUGCGACAGAAAUAUCAGUUCUAGCAAGAGUGCAAUAGACCUAGCCUUGUCUCAUCAGAAAUACAAGCUUGGGCGAGUUGGCAUAGGUCACUACGUGUUUACUAAUUCUAAAACAUUGAACAUUUAUUCCACAAAUAGAAAAGCAGUUUAGUUUACAGUGUGGCCAUUUUAGAUUUCCAUAAACUGCACUGUUGAUGAUAAAUUGUGUUUGGUUAGCUGAAGUAAUCAUUAUUGUAAAUUGCAGAACUGUAUAUGGCACAUGGGUCUGGUAGCAUCAUGUAGGAUCUCCCAUGAAAGGAUGAUUUGCAAACGAUGGAGAGUUGCAGGCAGGGCUGUUUGAAGGAAUUUGGGGGCACCAAGCAAAAUAGACAUGGAGGCCCCCUCGAGCCCCCCCGCCUGCAAUGCAAAAGCCUACAGGAAUCACAGCAUAGCCAUACAGUUUAAGGUCACCCACACGUUUACAGUGCAAAUACUGCUGUUGCAUAUACUGUGCAUAAAUAAAAAAUGUUUACAGUGCAAAUACUGCUGUUGCAUAUAAUGUGCAUAAAAUGUGAACAUUUUCAACAAUUGAACAUUUGCAAAAAACAUCACUGUACCAUAAAAUAAAAUAUACAUUAAAAAAUAACUAAAUCCAACAUACUUAAAACACACACACACUAACAGACACACACUAACAGACAAACACACUCACACUAACAGACACACACACACUCACUCACUAACAGACACACACUCACUCACUAACAGACCCACACACACACACACACUAACAGACAAACACAAUGCUGGGGGGGGGGGGUUCUCCCUCUCCCUGGGGUCUAGUGGGGCUACUGGGUGGUUGGUCGGGUGGUGCUGGUGAGGGAGCUGAGCAGAGCGCUCAGGGGAAAGUGCUCCCUCGCCAGUGCCACCCGACCGGAUUGAAGACAUUUGCCCUGGGCAUUUGGGGUGGCUUUUUUUGCUGCCCCCUAGAAAGUGCUGCCCAAGGCAAAUGCCUUGUUUGCCUUGCGGCUAAUACAUCCCUGGUCGUUGUCUUGGGGCCCCAAGCAAUUGCUUGGUUUGCUUGCCUUGUCGCGACGGGCCUGAUUGCAGCAUUCUGUUGCAAUAAACAGGUUAUCCUAGCAGAUCCAUGUCCGGAUUAAAGUCUGCUGAGACUUUGCCCAGAAGAACUUGUUAUUGUCCCUAUGAUAAGCAAAUUAAAGAUAAGCAAAUUUGCUGAGUAGCUAUAAUUCAGUGGCCAUUUUGUUGCCAAUUUGAGUCCAGCCUUAGUUCUAUAGCAAAACAGUAAGUAAUAUGUUGUGGGAGUGUUAGCGGUAGGCAUUGAUUUGUAGUAAGUUGAGGAAUGAUUUGCAUAAUAUAGGGCUGAAUAGCUAUUUAGAAAACAAAAAGGCUAACAGUCUUCACGCUGUUGCCAAAAAUAAAUGGAGACUAUGCUCAAUCGUGAAAUACAUUAUAAUUAGAGAAUGACGGCUUUGUAACUGCUUUUAAUUCUAAGCUUGCAAACCUUGGUCCAUAAGGUAAAAGCAGUGAAAAGAGUCACAAUCAGGGUCUUAAUACAUCAACUCAAAGCAUUACCACUGGCAGAUAGCUAUGUUUUGUUGUUUUUGAUUUUUUGCUUGUACUGUGUUAGAAUAUGUUUCCUAAUAGAUGAAAGGCUGUACAGGUGGAUCUUUAAAAUAAAUGAAAUUGUCCUGUUGGGCAAUGCAGUCUAAAAGUUACCUUAAAGGACAGCUGUCAUCACAUCUUCACCUAUUUAAAAAGACAAACAAAAACAAAAUGAUGUAUACUGUUUUUUUGUUUUUCAUUUUUGAUAAAAUCUUACUUUCUUUAUCUGGCUGAGCAGCCAUGUUGGUUUAGACUCUACUGCUAUUUGACCGACCGCUGCUCAGCCUAACGUGGCUGAUGCUGUGAUUUGAUUUCUCUAUGUGAAACUGCGAGCCGUUUAGAUUGAGCAGCAGUUAGAUAACACCAGUGUCUACUAAGCCAGAUAAAAACAAUCAUUAUACAAAAUAUCAUUACAUUUCAUUAAAUAUAAUAAACUUUUAAAACACAAGUGAAAAUGUGGUGUCAGUUUCCCUUUAACAAGCUGCAAUAACCCAAUUGGGCAGUAGAGGGUGCUGUAUUACUGUGGCAUAUACAUUUUACCAGCAUUAAUGGUACAAUAAAUUAAAUUGCAAGUUAAGUCCACAGUCGUAAAUCAGAGGUAACUAUUUCAACAAACCUUUGACUAUUUACAAUAAAGACAUAGUUUGCUUAAAUAAAGAAAGGUCCUACUCACGCUGAUAGAAAUAUAGAAACGUAUUUAUAACUUCAAAAUGUAUUUAAUUACAUUCUAGAAAAUGUUUCUCAUCUGUGCUGGUCUUAUUUGCCACUAAAAAUAUAAUAUCAGAAUAGAUAAAUUCAGCACCCCCCAAAAGAAAGCGAGGGUUGGAUAUAAUGGUCCCCAGAAUACCCCAAAAUGCAUUGCUGAGCCACUACCAGAUUGUAUUAUAGGAAACAGUGUAAUAAAUAAUCAUAGUGUGCCAUAUUAAGCCAAUGAUAAGCCAAUUGUACCUCUGCCCUCCAUUUGAAUCCCUACCUGCACUUUUUAAUUAUUUUUUUAGCCGUUUCUUGGAGAGUAACAUUUCUAGUCUUGUUAGGUCUUCCAGGGUAUGAGAAAAAUGUUAAACAUGAAUCUGUGAAUAUUUUAGGAUGCUUGCUAUUGUGAACAUGUGUCGGGGGUGCAUUUUCCCUUAACAAUUAACUAUCUGUAAAUAAUGAAACCAAUGGUAAGGUAUGUUUUUAGAUUAUGCUUUGACUUUUGUUUAAACCGUUAGUGUCAAUGCAAUAGUAAACUCAUUGGCAAUCAUGAAGGCUUUCUCACUUCCUUCUACAAAAAUUGUGUUGGGAACUUGUUAAGCAUCGUUUGGCUAUAAAUAAAGAACAUUAUGCCAUCUUGUCUCAAAACAUUUUGGCUUUUAUUGCACAAAAUAACAAUCGUGAUGUAUGUUUUUAUGUAUGUUUUUUUUUUUUUUUAAUCCAAUCACUUAUUAGCUAAUAUAUGCUUUUAAUCAUUGCUGAGACAACAUCCCCCCCCCAAAAAAAAGAAAUUGAAGGGGAAAACGCAAC
This is a messenger RNA of Pelobates cultripes (western spadefoot toad), 14545 nucleotides long. NCBI's taxonomy places the organism in Eukaryota, Metazoa, Chordata, Amphibia, Anura, Pelobatidae. The record is from the annotation of a GenBank genome assembly.